CUCAUUGGGGACACUGGGGUUGGAAAAUCAAGCAUUGUGUGCCGGUUUGUCCAGGAUCACUUUGACCACAAUAUCAGCCCAACUAUUGGGGCAUCUUUUAUGACUAAAACUGUGCCUUGUGGAAAUGAACUUCAUAAAUUCCUCAUCUGGGACACUGCUGGCCAGGAACGGUUUCAUUCAUUGGCUCCAAUGUACUAUCGAGGCUCUGCUGCAGCUGUUAUUGUAUAUGAUAUUACCAAACAGGAUUCAUUUCAUACUUUGAAGAAAUGGGUUAAGGAGCUAAAAGAACAUGGUCCAGAAAACAUUGUAAUGGCUAUCGCUGGAAACAAAUGUGAUCUCUCAGAUAUUAGAGAGGUUCCCUUGAAGGAUGCUAAGGAGUACGCGGAAUCCAUAGGUGCCAUCGUGGUGGAGACAAGUGCAAAGAAUGCUAUUAAUAUUGAGGAGCUUUUUCAAGGAAUCAGUCGCCAGAUCCCUCCCUUAGAUCCCCAUGAAAAUGGAAACAGUGGAACCAUCAAGGUCGGGAAGCAGACUACGCAAGCCAGCCGGCGGUGCUGUUGA
Messenger RNA from Chrysochloris asiatica (Cape golden mole), 558 nucleotides. RefSeq names its product RAB31, member RAS oncogene family (gene RAB31). The annotation marks the transcript as partial. The record is from RefSeq and is a predicted model, not a curated record. Gene Ontology annotation, molecular function: GTPase activity; GTP binding. NCBI's taxonomy places the organism in Eukaryota, Metazoa, Chordata, Mammalia, Afrosoricida, Chrysochloridae. The transcript has 7 exons.